Messenger RNA from Cicer arietinum (chickpea), 2782 nucleotides. RefSeq lists its product as uncharacterized. NCBI's taxonomy places the organism in Eukaryota, Viridiplantae, Streptophyta, Magnoliopsida, Fabales, Fabaceae. The record is from RefSeq and is a predicted model, not a curated record.
AGCUGUCGUGAAAACUGCGUUACACAUUUACUCAAACGCAAACGUGAAAAUUCCAUCAAAUGCUCACUUUUCCAUUUGCAGAUUCAUUUCACACAACAAACUUUCGUUUUCCACAUUACGCUAACUUAACUCUCAUCAUCAACAACAAUACUUUCUCUCUUGAGUAGUGCCUCUUAGCAGUUGGAAUAUAAAUUUUAGCUGGGAGAGGAUGGAGGAUGACAAGAGAAGGAGAAAAAACAAGAAGAAGAAGAACAAGCAAAACAAGAAUGUGGAUAUUGGGGUUGGAGAAUCAGCUACUAGGGAUCAGAAUGUAGUGCAUAAUGGUAAGGAUGAGCAUGCUAAUCUUUCUGAGACUGCAGCAAAUUUGAUUGAAGAUGGAGAAACAAAUACAAGGGAUCAGAAUCUGGUGGAUAAUGGUAAGGAUGAGCAUGCUAGUUUUUCUGAGGCUGUGGUAAAAUCUAAUGGGGAUGGAGAAACUUCAACCAGGGAUCAUAAUCCGGUGAUUAGCGGUAACGAGCUUUUGGAGACAGCUGAGGAGCAAAGUGUGAGUGUGGAUUGUAAUGGGGAUGUGGAAGUCCCAAACAGUGAUCUGAAUCUGGUGAAAAGUGGGAACGACGAGUACACUCAACCAUUGGAAUCUGCAGAUGGGCAAAGUACUAAUAUGAAUUCGAAUGGACAUCUGCCAAAUGGUGAAGAAUGUGACACAUCAGACGAAACAAUUAGAAAACUAAAAGAAGAAAAUGCUAUGCUCAUUCAGAGAGAGAGCAUAUCAGAAGAGGCCAUUCAGAAAUUAAAAGAAGAAAAUAAUACACACAUUUCUGAUAGGGUCAUGUCAGAAGAGAUAAUCAUGAAGCUGAACGAAGAAAAUAAUAUGCACAUUCAGAAAGAGGCCAUAUCUGAAGAGACAAUUAGAAAGCUGGAAGAACAAAAGGACAUGCAUGCCCAAAAGGAGGUUGCACUAGAAGAGAAUAUCAGAAAAUUGAAAAAAGAACUUGAUAUGCAUAUUCAGAAAGAGGUCAUAUUGGAAGAUACAAUUAGAAAAUUGAAUAAGCACAGCGAUAUUCACAUGCAGGAAGAGGCCACAUCAAAAGAGACAAUAAGUAAAUUGAAAGAAGAAAAUGAAGUGCACGUUCAGAAAGAGACCCUAGCAAGGGAGACAAUUACAAAAUUGAAAGAAGAAAUUGAUAAACACGUUCAUAAAGAGGUUACCUUGGACGAGAUUAUUAAUAAACUACAAACUGAAAAUGAAUUACAGAAACAAAAGCAGACUGAUCUUGAGGUGAGAAUCGCACAAUUGCAGAAUGAGAAUAAUUCCUUACUUCAAAAAGAGGCUGGAUUGGUGGAAAAAACAAAUCUGUUACUGAAUGAAAAGGCUGGAUUGGUGGAUAAAACCAAUAUGUUACUGAAUGAAAAGGAGGGUUUAGAGCAAAAAGUAAAUAUUCUGGAAAGCAAAUUGAGUUCCUUUAAUGAGGAAGAGGCUGGAUUGGUGGGAAAAACCAACUUGUUACUAAAUGAAAAGGAGGGUUUGGAGCAAAAAGUAAAACUUCUGGAGAGGAAUUUGAGUUCCUUUAGUGAGAAAGAGACUGGUCUGGAAAUGAGAAUAGCACAUUUGCAGAGUGAGAUACUUCAAAACGAGACUGGAUAUGUUGAAAAAACCAAUCAGUUGCUGAAUGAAAAAACCAUUUUGAGCCUCAAAGUGGAGAGUUUAGAGCGAAAAAUAAAUCUUCAGGAGAUUGAUUUGAGUUCUUUUGUUGAGGAAGCGAACUCAACUAAAGACGUUAUUUCAAAUCUGAAAGGAAACAUCAGCAUGCUACAAGUGCAGGUGGCAGAGUUGGAGGAGUCCAGGAAUAAUCUUUGGCUAGAAAACCAGCAAUUGAAGGAAAAUGUGUCAGGUCUUCAUUCAACAAUCCAGAAUCUUGAAAACAGCAGCUCUUCUUCCGCUUCACAGGACACAUCUGCAAAGAACCGUGCUUCUGAAAAUGAGGAGGCUUAUAUGUUCAUGGAAAAAUUGAUGGCAGAAAAUGCUGAACUUGUUGAGAAGGUCCACAAGCUAUGUGUUGAGCUGGAGCGACGAGACACUGAAAUUAGACUUUCUGGAGUUACCAAACCUAAAGGGUUGACUGAAUUUGAUAAACCUGCCGGUGUUGCCAUUCCUGAACCUGAAUCAUCUGAGAUUACGUCUAUAUCAGUACCAGAGUCAGAUUCAUUGGAAAAGACUUUGGGGAAUGCUAAUAGAGACUCUAUUCAUACCGAGCACGCCGUUGGGUUAAUUUCAAACUCUUCACCUUUACCUGAUGAUAUCGAAGAAAUUGUUCAAAUUCCACUAGAUGAUAAUGAUGCAAGAGAUCUACAGCUGCAAGAUGCCAAGAAUGUGGAAAGUGAUGAUGAUGUGCCAAUAACAGAUGCUCCUCUUAUUGGUGCUCCAUUUCGUUUGAUAUCAUUUUUUGCUAAGUAUGUUAGUGGUGCUGAUUUGAUCAACCAAAAUUCAUCAAACACCAGUAAUUGAUUUUUAAUAAUGAGUGAAAUAUACAGUGACAUUUUUUUAAUGGCAAUCCAUAACAUAUAGUAACCUCACUUAUAUUAGUUAGAAUACCAAUAUAGGUUGGGCCAAAUUGGGCCAUUUUUAUACCUGUAUGCCAGUUCUUUGAACAUUAGGAAAUAUUGUACCUGGAAGGAGUAUAUAGUUUUACAUCGUGUUGCUUUCAUAGUUGGAAAUGAUAUCUUUUAAAUUUUGCAUCAUGAGUAAGAAUCUAGGGUGCAUUUGGAUAACUUUUUGAAUAAA